AUGGUUGAUAUAAAAUUAUGCAUUGUUAAAUUAGAUGGAAGUAGCGAAUAUCGUCAUGUCAAUAUACCAACAUUAAUACCAUCAACAGAUAUUUUAUCAAUCUUACGUGAAAACAUUCUCAAUUCUUUUCGGAAUGAUAUUCGUGGACUUGUUUCGGCUCGAUCAUCUGAUGGAGUAAAUGAAGCUGCACGUGAUCAAGCAUCACCUCAACAACUUUUACGUGUUUUUGUUAAAUUUAUUAAAGAGAAUUUCAAUCGAACCAAACCAAUGCCGUCCAAAUACCUGGGAGUUAUUUGUUGUAAUCGUUCACCGAUUAUUGGUAUCCGUUAUAAAUGUUUAGAAUGUGUUGAUUAUGAUUUAUGUGAGUCAUGUGCUGAUUGUCAAUUAAUUCAUUCUCAUCAUGUUUUAGCCAAAAUACGAACACCUGAUCAGACUGAUGUUGUUCGAAAGCUUUGUUCAACGAUUCGAUCAAAUCCAAAUCAUUAUCAACAACAACCGCAGCGAAUUAAAGUUCCAUCGGAAUUCAUGGUUAAUCAAGGUAAUCAAACGGGCAAAGAUAAAUCGUAUCAAUCCAAUGGAACACAAGCAAUAUCUAGCGAAGAAAAAGAUCCAAUUAUUGAUGAUGAAAUGGAAAUAAUUCCUUCAAAUGAACUUCAUGAUGAUUUUGUUCAAUUAGAUUAUCAUCCUGAAGAACAAGAAUAA
This is a messenger RNA of Rotaria sp. Silwood2, 702 nucleotides long. The record is from the annotation of a GenBank genome assembly. Lineage: Eukaryota; Metazoa; Rotifera; Eurotatoria; Philodinida; Philodinidae.